AUGAUACCUGGUACUUCGAACGGUUCGACUCCACCAAAUCCCGACAGAUCUUCGUUUGAGGCCAAAGACUCCAUCGUGCAUCUGCUAGAAGGCAUGAGCCUUCCUAGCCACCUUGUGGAAAGCGUCGAUCUUUCUGGUGAAGGCUUAGGUCUGCCAUCCUCGUUCAAAAUUGCGCAUCUUGCACAAUCGUCAAUAGCUCUCACAGCGCUUCUUGCAUCUACAUACCACUCACUGCGGCCUAAUGGCAAAGUGUCGCGUGUCACAGUGCCCUUGCAGCAUGCGGUCGUGGAGUUCAAGUCCGAACGACUCUACUCCUUAGAUGGUAAACCAGCUCCGAACCCACGGGGUCCUAUUGGCGGCCUCCAUAAGAGCUCAGAUGGUCACGUCCGCUUACACGAUUCAUUUCCGAAUCACAGAGAGGGUACUAAACACCUGCUGGGUUGCUCCGAUAACGCAGACCGUGCGGCUGUCGGUCAGAAGAUUGCUGACUGGACGUCGAUAGACCUAGAGAGUGCAGCUUUCGAGUCGAAACUCGUCAUCAGUGCGCUCAGAAGCUACAAACAGUGGGAUGUUUUGCCCCAGGCAAAAGCCAUCGCUGACUUCCCUAUCUCAAUCACGAAAAUCGUGGACGGCCCUGCUUUUUCACCUACUGGCAACGCUGGAGACAUCGACAAGUGUCUCAGAGGUAUCAAGGUCCUCGAAAUGAGUCGUGUCAUCGCUGCGCCUCUAGCAGGCAAGACUCUCGCUGUACAUGGUGCCGAUGUUCUAUGGAUCACCUCUCCCGAACUUCCGGAUCUGCCAGCCCUGGAUCGAGACUUUGCUCGUGGCAAGCGCACGGCUCAAUUGAACAUCGACAAACCCGAAGACAAGGCUCGCCUGCAAUCCCUCGUUGCCAACGCGGACGUGUUCAUCCAAGGCUUCCGUCCCGGAAGCUUAGCAGCCCGAGGACUAAGUCCAGAUGCGCUAGCAGCACAAAAUCCUCAAGGCAUCAUAUGCGCAAACAUGUCCGCUUACGGUCCUGACGGCCCAUGGUCCGACAAGCGAGGUUUCGACUCAUUGGUACAGACAUGCUCAGGCAUGAACGUCUCCGAAGCUGAGCACUACGGUGCAGGUGAGGCGGCUCGUCCAACACCCUGUCAAGCACUUGACCACACUGGAGGCUACUUCCUGGCCGCUGGCAUCAUCGCCGCACUUUACAAGCGAGCCACUGAAGGUGGAUCGUACAAAGUGGAUGUGAGUCUGGCUGGAGUGAUGAAAUAUCUCAGGAGUUUGGGUCAAUUUCCUGGGAAGUCUGGUUUCGAGUGUAAGGAUAUCAAUUCUUCGACUGAAGUGGCGGAUGAGUACAUGGAGACGAGGAAGUCAGGCUUCGGUUGGAUGGGAUCAUAUGCCAAAGCCAUUGGGUUCUGA
Messenger RNA from Lithohypha guttulata, 1407 nucleotides. RefSeq lists its product as uncharacterized. The transcript is spliced from 2 exons. Gene Ontology annotation, molecular function: catalytic activity. The record is from RefSeq and is a predicted model, not a curated record. Lineage: Eukaryota; Fungi; Ascomycota; Eurotiomycetes; Chaetothyriales; Trichomeriaceae. Bases 1 to 1407 code for a protein of 468 amino acids.